Molecule: messenger RNA, 2805 nt
Organism: Bombus huntii
Lineage: Eukaryota; Metazoa; Arthropoda; Insecta; Hymenoptera; Apidae
Product: protein starmaker-like
Exons: 1
Coding region: 141-2606 (821 amino acids)
Source: RefSeq, a predicted model, not a curated record
AUACCAUAGUGAAGAAAUUUUUGAAGAAUACAUUGUCUCUAAAUUUGUUCAAAAUUUCACCAUGAACUUUCCGGACAAUCAAAUGUUAGAUCCUUCUUGCACAUGUACAUUAGUAUCUGCAUCGAUCUCGUCAUUCGAUCAUGUCAUUUGCAAAGACAAUGAGCAGAGGUAGGAUAACAGAGAUUCGAAAUUUUCAGACAGCAGAAACUGGUUCGGCUUCAAGAAGAAUCGAGUCGCUUUUCACCGCAUGGAAACCAAUAACAAAAAUAGAAAACACAACGGGAUUAUCGAAGAAGAUGAAUAAAAAUUCUUCAAAGAGAAUCAGUUCCAUAACAUCACCAUUACGCGAUAGCAAAAUAAAUAAACAUAAUACUAUCAAUACAUUUACUAAGCCCGCGAAUAACGCUUCUAUUAACAUUUUAAACGCCACGGAACUCAAAUCUGAUUCAAAUUCAAAUCUUCUUGUCGAAGACAAAGUUGCUCGAAGUAUAAAAUUUAAUAAAACCACGAGUAAAAAUAAAGUUGAAAUAUUUGAGACGUUAAAUAAUCAUCGAGAAUGGGACACGAUCGAACGUGUUAAGCGUUCCUUGGACAAAAAAUCCAAUUACGUAGGCUUCAGAGAACAAGUUCCCUCUUCGAAGAGAUUCUAUCGUCAUCCAGGCCUAAGUUACGAGGAGCAACAAAAUCAACUUGACCACACGGUCCAAACGAGAAAUAUAAAUCAAAAUCUCGGAAGUACGAUGAAUAAACUACUUGACACGUUCGAGUCAUCGCAACCAGAGACUACUAUCGAAUACCCAUCGAAAGAACCAAGCAAACAUAGUUACGUCCCAAUUUUUCCUAGUUGCGACGAUACUGAAAAUUUCGAAUCGAACGAUUCAGACAAUAGUACAAAAAAGAACGUAAGAAAUCGUAGCAACGAUAAAGUAGAUUUUGCAGAGACACAAGAGGCCAAAGGUUUAAAAACUGAUAGAAAUGUGUUAAACGAAACGUUUCAGGAUACGAAUAAAUUACAGAGCUCGGUUAGACAGCAGAGAAAGGACAAUAGUUACAUCGACAUACGGGAUCACCAGAAAAGUGUCGAAAAUGUAACAUCUUCUGCUAUUGCUGAGUAUAAUCCAAACAAAAUUCCGUACGUCGAGGUGCCGGAUUAUUCUGAUAUCAGAGAGGAAAGUUUAGACGAGAGAGAUCGUAAAGAGAACGAAACGAGAACUGACUUUGUCGAUCCAGAAGUAUUCGCUGAUCUUAAAGAAUCUGCUAAAUCACCGAACGAUUCGUCCGAGGGAAGUGUAAAAGACAAAUCUAGAAAAAAUUCAAGGGAAAAUUUAAGUAAAGAAAGGGAGUCAGAUUUGACGAAUUUGGACAAAUUUUCCGACACUGACGAACCCGAUACGGAUAAAAGCAAGGAAAGCAAUUCAAAUUUUACGAACUCGGACAAGUCUUCGAAAACUGAUAAACAAGAUACAAAUAACGGAAAUAAAUCGUUGGAGGAUUUAGGGCUUAGACAGAAUUCAGAUAUCAAGGAUAAUACGAAACCAAAAACAUUGAUAGGCUCCAAAGAGUCCUCUGAACUUUCAAAGAACGACGAACUUGAGGAGAACGAUAAAAAGAAUCUAUUUAAAGAUUUAAAGGAUGAUUUAAACAACGCCAACCUUAAGAAACUGGAAUGGAAAGAAAAUGCGAGGGAAAGGAAUGGCGAGCCACAGGAAGAUUCUGAGGAAACAGGGCAAGGGGAUUCUGAAAGUAAAUCGGGGCCCAUAAUUUUCGACAUAAACGAAUACAGGAAGCCAUUCGAUCUAGACGAAUUUCUUAAGGACGAUCCGAUAAUGAAAAAGUUGAAUCUGCUCGAAAAGGAGACGCGGACCAAGUACGGACAGAACGGGAAACGAGUUUCAACCGACUUUAACGAAUCCGAAAGUGAUAAUACGUUCAGGGAACGAGCGAAUGGCCGAGGGAAUUCAAAGGAGGUUCGAGACACUUUCGAUGAUUUACCAAGAUCGUAUAAAUCCAGUGACUUCGCUGAUAUGUUCGCAAAAAUCGACGAAGGAAACCAAAACGAAGGGAAUAAAGGGAAGAAAGGAAUGGAAAGUGAUAAUCAGGAAAGUGAAGAGUUUAAUGAAGAGAAUAGCGACGAUGAUUUUUUGAAAAUUUUCAAGAAGGACAAGGAGGAUUUCUCGUCUAAAUUUGAGAAAGAAGAACAUCAAGAUAACGAAAGCGAAGCGAAGGAAAAGGCGAAGAAUGAUAAUGUGAAAGGUAAAGAUUCCGUAGAAGAGAACAGUAACGAAGAUUCCCUAAUAAUUUUCAAACAGAACAAGAUAUAUCCUUUAACAAAAUUUGAAAACGAAAAAGUAUUUCCGUCUGGAUAUUUAAAGAACGAGGAGAACAAUAGAAACGUCGUAGAUCGUAGAAGGAAGAAUAACAAGUAUCAAGAAGACACGCACGACGCAUUGUCGACGAUCUUGAGCAAGAAAAGCCAGGUUUCGCGACUGGACGAGGACAUCGAUGGAAGGAUCGAAGACGGGGACGCUUACAAAAACUUCUGGUCCUUAGAAUAUAAAUCUCCGCGGUCGAGAGUCGACAUGGAGGCGCAAGAAAGGAGGAAAUAGCGGGAUAGCGAUUGAAAUCUUGGCGAGACGUCUCGCGUCUUCUGACAUUUUGACGUGCAACACGGAUGAAGAUGUUACGGUAGACCGAUCUUGAAAGCUAGUCUAUGAAUCUUAUAUCAAACACUUUAAAACAUUGUUGUUAUAUCUGUUAAAUGUUUCCAAUGUUUCAAAAUAAAUUAAAGUAAGAACGUGAAUAAAG